AUGAAGUUGAUUGCGGCACUCGCUCUGUUGGUGACGGGCACCGGUCAAACUUUUGCCCUGAUCAGUUCACCAAAGAUCCCCAAAGCCGAGUCAGCACUCCUUGUACUCCAAUGUCCUAUCGCCGACUUGGACGUGAGCCAGGACUGCAAAGACCUCGGGUUCUAUUGUGACGAUAACAACGAGGUCAAGACGAAAAAAUCGGGCCAUGAGGAGUCGCCGUGCUUUGACUGGUGUAAAUGCGUCGCUGAUAUGUAG
Messenger RNA from Podospora anserina S mat+, 255 nucleotides. RefSeq lists its product as uncharacterized. The transcript has 2 exons. The coding region runs from base 1 to 255 and encodes 84 amino acids. The record is from RefSeq and is a predicted model, not a curated record. NCBI's taxonomy places the organism in Eukaryota, Fungi, Ascomycota, Sordariomycetes, Sordariales, Podosporaceae.